Molecule: messenger RNA, 4084 nt
Organism: Papilio polytes (common Mormon)
Lineage: Eukaryota; Metazoa; Arthropoda; Insecta; Lepidoptera; Papilionidae
Product: zinc finger protein 540-like
Exons: 2
Coding region: 567-2483 (638 amino acids)
Biological process (GO): regulation of transcription by RNA polymerase II
Cellular component (GO): nucleus
Molecular function (GO): RNA polymerase II cis-regulatory region sequence-specific DNA binding; DNA-binding transcription factor activity
Source: RefSeq, a predicted model, not a curated record
CUGAUGCCUUCCUGUUCGUCACCUUUAUUGACAGGCGCGCUUAUUGCGUUGCGUCUGUCUCUUUUUUUGUGAUAUCGUAAACUAAAAAUGUUAAUUUUAUGUACAAAUUGGCAUCGUUAAUCUUCACUCGAUGUCGUUCUCUAUCGUGAAUUAAAUAUUUUAUUUUAUUUAAGUAGAACAAGUGUAUGUAAAGGUUGCGUGCGGGAGUCGAAAUCAGGAUCAAGGUGUGAAUACAAUGGAUGAAUCGUUAUAUUUUGUAUUGCUGUAGAACAAGGUAAUAUCUAUAUUCGUAUAAGACAAAAGGCACGCAGUGGCUUCGUCCUUCGCACAUUAGAGUCAUCAUUUACUAAGUGUUGCAGAGGUGAUUAUCGAAUCUAAUGCAAACAGUGCAUGUAAGUAUUGUGCGGUGCGCGGCCGACGCUAUCGUAGAACAUACAUACCUCACGUUGUAUUCAAGCGACGCCUGUACUAAUUCGUUCUUCCUUGGUGGUGGUUAUUCUUGCUUGCCCCUGUAACAUUUUUCACAUAUUGAUAUGAAUUCUCACUAAUGAAUCCCAGUGUUCAUAAUGGCUAAUGUUAAAAAAAAAAUAAAGGCGUCUAAAAAGGCCUCAUCUAAAAGUACUGAUAAAAAUAGUCGAUCGCCAACAGGUAUAAAUGGUGGGACUAAUUCUCACGUAGUUAUGAAAAGACCCUCAAAUGAAGAGAACUUGGAUGAAGAAGACAAAUUCCGAUUAUUAGUUAAGAAUGGUUACCUUCUUAAAGAUAAAUUCACGAAAAAAUCUAAACCUGAAUGUAAAGCUGACUUUGAUGUAGUUAAAAGUGGAUUAAUGUCAAAAAGUGGACGAAUCAAAGUCAAAAAGAAAGUUCAUUUGAAGUUUCUUGAUAAUAUAUUAAAAAGUGAAUUAAAGAUUCAGGACAGUCAACCAAAGAUACAGAAACCAAAAGAAAAGACGUCAAAAACAUCAAUAUCUACAGUGAUUAAUAACAAUGAAAGUGGUUUGAGUAACCAAAAUAAAAAACCUAAUAAAGAAAGUAAAGGUAGUGUGAAGAAAAAACAUAAGAAAAAGGCAUCUAAGACUGAAGACAGACAGACGGAAUGUUUAGAAAGAGAACUGGGACUAUCAUGGAUGGCAAAACAAUGUCUUACUUACAGCACCAAUCCAAAGCGGAGAGUGUUUCAAUGUGAUUACUGUAAGAAAUUCUUCAUUAAUAAAACCUCUAUGCGCAGACAUAUUUAUGUUCAUCUUAAAGUGAUUCCAUACGCUUGUAAAUAUUGUUACAAGCGGUUUUAUAUGAAAGAGAAUAUGAUGACUCAUAUGAAACUGCAGCACUCUAGGGGUAUGAAAAUUGCCAAUCAUUAUAUUUGUGCCGUUUGCGAGGAACCAUUCUUGUUAAAAGAGAAAUUGGAUGAGCACAUGAUGAUACAUGUUAAAAAUGAAAAGUUAAUCAAAUGUAUAUUUUGCAAUAAGCAAUUUCCACAUCCCAUACUAUUGCAUGAACAUGAAAAGGAACACCUGAUUACAGGCAAAUACAAAUGUACUGUCUGUGAAAUGAGCUAUGAUAGCAGAAGCAAUCUAGCUCUACACAUUAAAGGUCAUUUAAAAUUAAAAGAUUAUAUAUGCCAGCAUUGCGGUAAAGAGUUCCUAAGACUUACAUCAUUGAGAAGACAUGUUCAAAUUUGCCAUGCGGGGAUAUUAAUACAGUGUCCAAUUUGUAAGAAAAAACUCAAGGGACAUUUAACAGAGCAUUUACGCACACAUGAAAAGAAACGUCCCCAUAAGUGUCCGGAAUGUGGUCAACGCUUUACACAGUCUACACAGUUGAAUGUGCACCGCAGAUGUCAUACUGGAGAUAGACCAUAUCCUUGCAGGAUCUGUGAUCGUCCAUUUACACAUUCUAAUGCUUUAAUGCUUCAUAUCAGGCGUCAUACGGGUGAGAAACCUUUUAAAUGUGCGAUGUGCCCACUCUAUUUUUCUCAAUUACCACAUAUGAAGGCACAUAUGAGAAAUAUUCAUGGUAAUAACCUACCAUACAAGUGUGAGAAAUGUUCACAAUUCUUUAAGUUGAAAGCCCAUUUAGCAACACACGCUAAGACAUGCAUGUUGGAUGGAACAGAGCAGACUCCUGUGCAAGAUGAUGAUUCAAUUCCGAAGUAUGAUAUUGAAGUUGAAUCUAUUAUGAGUUUAUCAAGAAUGAGGUUCUUGCUGGCUCUUCUCUUCACCAUGAUUGCGAGUAAAGAAAAACUAAAGUAUUUAGGGUUUAACAAGCGCCUGAUUGAUGAUCUCCUCAUUGAAUCAUUGGAGGCAAUGGGGCAUACACCAUGUAGAGAUGAAUCCUUAUCCCCACUUAAACGUCUUCGGAACAACAUAGACACAUUAUUAAAAGGUACAGUCCCAAAAGAGAAGAUGGACAAGUUUGAAAAAGAGAACAAGACAACCGAGGAACUCCUAGAAUUACUAACUAAUGAAAAGAAAGUACACUAAAAACGAUUGAGGCAUAAAUUAACUUUUUAUGCUUAAUCUAGGAAAAAAUUGAGACAAAAGGGACUCUUGAAGUUCCUUGACUGGGAUAAGUUCCCUCAGUUUUGUCAUUUUUAAUACAAAAUGACAUUUUGUAAAUCGUUUCACGAUUAGAUGUCACGGGGUCUAUCACGAAUAUUUGCGUAUCAGUUGCGAGAACGUAUUCGUAACGUGAUCUAUAAAAUCUGGUAUGAGAUUUGUUGGUAUAAUAUACGCUCAGGAAUGGUACAAUACAAAUUUUGUCGAUAACGUUACGAAAAAUUUUCUCACGGAUAUUCGUGAUAAGCUACAUUGUUUAUAAAUCUGGUAUAGGUUUUUGUUUGAAGUAGAAAUUAUUAUUCUAUUUAGCACUAUUUAUGUUUUACACAAUUAUUGUAUUUCAUGUUAUAACAUCACAGAAUCGUUAUAUAGAUAAAUUAUUUUUAAAUAAUUUUUAUUUUCAUUAAGUAUUGGUAACCCAAAGAUCAUGUAAUUUAUAUAAAAAAAUAACCAAAAUUACAAAUUGUAACUUGCCAUUGAAAACUAAAGUGAUUAGUCCAAAGUUUUUAAUUGUUAUUUAUUUUAAACAUUAUUAUUUAAUAUGAUUUACUAAAUAUAAAAUGUUAUUUUUUUCUUAUGGCGUGAUUGAUAAGUAGGUUUAAUGUUUGUUUGAUUUUAUAAAAUUGGAGAAGGUAUAUUUUAAUUUCUUCCAUUAUUUAAAACAUUGUUGAAUGUACUAUGUUUUGUGCCAUUGUUUCAACAAUUUUAUGUACCUAUUUAUUACAUAAGUGUUUGGCUGUCCUAUACAUUUUUGUGUCAGAUAUAAUUUUUUUUGUCAUAUCAGCACAAUAUACAUACAAUCUUGGUCUAAUCCUAAGGGCUGAGGUAUGAAAUGUUGAACAAGUGUUUCAACUACAAUAGCGCCAUAAUUAGUCAAAUGCAUGCUUUUAAUAUGAAAAAAAUCACCUCAAUGUUAUAUUGCAAGAUCACAUUUUAAUGAAAAAAAAAAAUGUUUUAAACAAGUAUUUCAAAUAGUGUGAACUCAUAAUUGUACACUUUGAAUUGUUUUAGGUGCCAUUAUUGUUCUCUGUGUGAUUGAUGUUUAUAAUAGUAGGAAAUAAGUAAUCUCUAAGGUAAAUGUAUUUUAAAAUAUUUACGUACAGUGUUAUCGUAAUUUUGUAACACUUUGGUACAUAGAAACAUUAUAAUGAUAAUGCAAAAUUAUUCAUUUUUAAGUCAAACUUUUAAUGUAAAGUCAAGUUUGUUAUUUUUUACACUGCCAAAUCAGCUGUAAUAUGGUUUAUUCAUUUUUAAAAUUUGUUUUCAGUUUUAAACAUAUGAGUUGGUUUUACAUCCUAAAAUUAUCUGUGUGAUUGGAUAACAGUAUUAUCGUCUGAAGGAAGUUAUCUAUUAAAUUUCUAUUCAAUGUUCAUAAUGUUCAUUGUUAAUUUAAAAAAUAAAGCAAUUUCUAUGUACCUAAAUUAACAUUUCAUUAAGUACUAAAUACUAACGACAAUAUUACGAAAUAUCAAUCAAUACUAGCAUAAAUUACCAAAGAUAAUUAUUAAUAAACGUCAUAAAACGUA